This is a messenger RNA of Ustilago hordei, 1926 nucleotides long. RefSeq lists its product as uncharacterized. Lineage: Eukaryota; Fungi; Basidiomycota; Ustilaginomycetes; Ustilaginales; Ustilaginaceae. Bases 1 to 1926 code for a protein of 641 amino acids. Gene Ontology annotation, molecular function: DNA binding. The transcript is spliced from 4 exons. Gene Ontology annotation, biological process: error-prone translesion synthesis; DNA-templated DNA replication. The record is from RefSeq and is a predicted model, not a curated record. Gene Ontology annotation, cellular component: epsilon DNA polymerase complex.
AUGGAUAUGGCUGCGGUAGUGCCGCCACCAGAGCUGCGCAGGACGAUCCUACGGGUCUUCACCACCAAGCACUCGCUGCAGCUUCACUCGUCCGCUAUCGGUUUCAUCACUUCGACACUUGCACAACACGGCCUUCUAGAUCAGCCACUUGAAUGGGAGGAAGCCAUUGAUGCGCUCGCGCAGGGCAUAGUUGAUGGGCAGUCGGACAUAGAUCCGCACUCUUCUCGAGGAGCAACUCGUGGCGGCAAUCAGAAUGUAGACAACGACCAAGACACGGGACCAUCAGAUGUAGUCACGGCAGCAGCGCUCGAGAAGGUCUACUCCAGACUCGUCGUAGCAGACUCAGCAGCACAUACAACUCAAGGUGCUCUCGCAUCGACAUCUUUAGCUAACAAUGGUGUGCAUCGACACCCACACGAGCUCACCGACGGAGAGCUGCCAGAUCCACACCGCUACUUUGGCGUUCACUCAGCAUUUACGCAGCCAAAACUUGCCUUUGAUCCCAUUCGCAAAGUCUUUGAGCCGGCAUCGAUAGCAUCGACAGUCCUUCCAACGGCAGCGGCUCGCUCCACCUUCCCGCGGCAACGAUACCACAUCCUCAAAAGCGUCAUCUCGAGAAACGAAAACUUCUGUCCACCGCUCGCCAUCCCAACCGCUGCACCAUCAUCUUCCUCAUCUUCAUCGCGCAACAACACCGCAGACGGCUUCAUGAGACUCACCUCGACGAAGAAUCUUCUUGGCAGGCAAGGACAUCGCUUCUUGCUCUUUGGCAUGCUCAGCACCUCUUCUGACGGCAGAUACGAGCUUGAAGAUGUCGAUGGCGCCGUCGGACUCGACCUCCAUGACGCCAUUCCGGGUGAAGGUAUCUUUACAGAAGGCAGUCUCAUCCUUGUCGAGGGCGAGUAUACGGUCGACGAACGCAUCCGUGUCUUUGCCAUCGGUCAUCCACCAAGCGAGACUCGCGCGCAAGCAAGACUAAUCCAUGCCCACACCGACUUCCUCGGACCACCACAGCCUCCCGUCCUCGCAUCAGCAUCCGCGCCAAGUCGAGCUGGCACAUCAGCGCCGUGGCGAGGAGCCAUCUCUGUCAAAGAAGAAGCUGCUUUCAAGGUCCACGAAGCCAACCACUCCGACCUCUGCUUUGUCAUCUUCUCCGAUCUCCAUCUCGACCAUCCAAAGACCAUGUCGGCGUUUGCUACCGUGUUGCAAGGCUACGUCGAUGCCGACUUUAUCCCUUUCGCGCUCGUACUCUGCGGUAACUUUGCGAGUCAGCAGUACUCGUCAGCAGAUAUGAUCGACAUGUACAAGGCCGGCUUUGCUGCACUCGGCGAGACGCUCUCCUCCUUCCCCGCCAUCGUUGGUACAAGCGACAUCAUCCUCGUUCCCGGUCCACAAGAUCCCUUUGCCACCUCGCUCGUCCCUCGUCCACCGCUGCCACAGCUUGUCGUGCAGGCACUCCUCUCCAAGCUCGAACGGCUGCAUGCCACAAUCCAUCUUGCAUCCAACCCGUGCCGCAUCUCGUACUUCUCCCAGCAGAUCGUUGUCUAUCGCGACGACACCCUGACUCGUUUCCUCCGCAACACGGUGCGCAUCAAGGAUGAAUCGCAGGAGCCGGAGAGAGAAGAGCGCGAGAAGGGGGAGCGCGAUUUGAAGAAGUUUUUGGUGUCGACCGUCUUGGAUCAAGCACAUCUCGUUCCAUUGGCGCAAAGGAUCAGGCCGGUGCUUUGGGAUCAUGAUCAUGCGUUGAGUCUGUAUCCGAUGCCGACUGCUCUCGUGCUCGCCGACGCCUACGACCGAUACGAGCUCACCUAUGAAGGAUGCCACGUCGUCAACCCGGGCUCCUUCAGAUCAGGCAACACUUUCGCCUGGUCCACUUACUACCCUGCUUCUCGACGCACUGAACCAAGUGAGCUUCCUGUAUCCUGA